CGUGCGGUUUCGUACCUUUUGAACUUGGGCUAGUGUUGUGUUUGUUAACCAUUUUUAUCAUUUUGGUUAAUUGGAAUACGAAAUUAACGGGUUAACUGAAAAACGUUUAUUUGAAAAUUCUCAGUGAUUUUGUAUUUGCAGAUUCCAGAUCAGCCAUUUCCACCAUCUGUGCAUAAUAUCGAGAUGGCUGACGUAGUAGUAAGCAGCGAUAACACCAACCCGAAGGAACUCCUGGGGCAAGGCAUUCGGGCUUACGUCUUGCAAGACUACACGUCUGCAGUUGCUGCUCUAAGCAAAGCCAGUGAACUCCUGGUGGCGGAACACGGGGAUGAUUUGCACGAUUCUUUGGCCGACGUUUACCUUUACUAUGGAAAAGCGCUGUUGGGAUUGUCCAGGGAAGAUUCGGAGGCCUUAGGCGAUGCUGUUCGAAAUAAAGACGAAUCUGAUGAAGAAGACGAAGAGGAGGUGGAAAACAGGGAGACUGAGGGAGGGGAUGAAAAAGAGGUAACCGAAAAUGCCGAAGCCAAUGGAACUGUCUCGUCUAGCGAAGAAAAAAAGGAGGGUAGUAGUAGUGAAGCAGAUACAAAUGUUGAAUCCAAUGGGGACGAGAAAGACUGCGAACCUUCAGCGUCUACCUCGGCAGACGGUGUAGAGGAAAACGCCGACGCCGAAGACGAGCCCACGGACCUCCAGGUGGCCUGGGAGGUCCUGGAACUGGCCAAAACGAUCUACAAGAAACGCGGCGAGGACGGCAAGAAGAACCUCGCCGAAACCCUCGUCAUUCUCGGCGAGGUGUCGCUGGAGAGCGAGAACUUCGAAUCGGCCAUAAACGACAUCAAGGAGGGCCUCAGGAUGCAGAAGGAGCUCUUCCCCGACGACAGCAGAACCGUGGCGGAGACGUUCUACAAGUUGGGUGUCGCCUAUUCCACCGACACCCAAAUAGACGAGGCCGUGGAGAGCUUCCAGUCGUCCCUACGGUACUUGCAGAACAGGAUAAAUAACCUGGAGAAGGCGGGAGACGGGAAGGACGAAGUCGCGGAAGAAAUCGAGGAGAUAAAGGGCCUCGUGCCGGAUAUCGAGGAGAAGAUCGCUGAUAUGAAGAGCUACAAGGACGAGACCAUGAAACAGAUAAUGUCGGCCGUGGCAGAGUCCAAACCGACCUCUUCUGCGGCGGGAGGCCCCUCGUCCUCGGUCUCCGCCGACAGCAGCACCUCCAAACCCGCCUCGGAUAUUUCACAUCUCGUGAAGCGCAAACGGAAACUGGACGAAAUAGCGGAGGAAUCGGAGAAGGACGUAGAAGCCAGCCCGGCCAAAAAAGUACCUUCUUAAGGAUUUUAAUUUUUUUAUCUCUUGUACAUAGGAAUUAUUUAACAUGUCCUUUGUGGUUGUCUCGGUAAAAUAGCGAUACGACGGGGCCUGUCUUUUAAUUUUAAAGGAAGACUGAGAUUAUUUGAUGUGUUUUGCGAGAAGGACUCCGAUUAUUACUUUUACGUCGCUUUUAAAGCACUUGUCUUCGUUUUUAACUGCUUUUGAUGCGAUUUAAGGGAAUUUUAUGAAGUGUCCGUCCUGAUUUUUGCCGGAGGCAACCACAGAUUGUCUCAUUUCUGUACUUAUAAAAUGAGUACUGGGGAAUUGUUUGACACAACUUCACAAAAUCUCCGUGUAUUUUUUUGCGGAUAAAUUAUAAGUAUUUCGGGUAUUAUCAACUUUGUUACAGUUAAAUUGCCAAAGUAACAAUUUUUCUGCCAAUUCGUAUACACUGAACAAAAAAAACAAUAGAACAAGCCUACAACUUUCUUAACGUAGAGCUAGUAUCAUCAGCCCUUAUAUCGUUACAAUCUUGAAAGAAUUUUCAAAUUUUUCUUCCGUUUAUUGUAUUAUUUAGCGGAAAAAUGUCACUUUGUUGAUUUGACCCACUUAUAUAAAAAAUUUAGCGAUAAGUCUACACCUCAUUUGCAACACCCUGUAUAUGUUGUAACUUUUAAAAUUUUGCGAAGUUGUGCUCGGAUCGUCCCCUUAACUUUUAGGGUGUCCCUAAACGUGAAUGUCCUUUUGUUUUAGAUUUUAGUCUUUUGUUACCUUUUUUAUAACUGAAAAAAUAAUUAAACCUAUUUCUACUUC
Anoplophora glabripennis (Asian longhorned beetle) is the source of this 2121-nucleotide messenger RNA. RefSeq names its product protein HGV2 (gene Nasp). The record is from RefSeq and is a predicted model, not a curated record. Gene Ontology annotation, cellular component: nucleoplasm. The coding region runs from base 184 to 1329 and encodes 381 amino acids. Gene Ontology annotation, molecular function: histone binding. NCBI's taxonomy places the organism in Eukaryota, Metazoa, Arthropoda, Insecta, Coleoptera, Cerambycidae. The transcript has 5 exons. Gene Ontology annotation, biological process: CENP-A containing chromatin assembly; DNA replication-dependent chromatin assembly.